ACAGUCAGUCAGAGUGCAGCAGUACGCAGAGGUGAAAGCUCAGCGUGACAGUGUGUGUGAUAUCUCCUGUGUGAGAGAACAUGGGACAUAUUUGGAUACCCGAGAGCAUUUACAGCACAAGCAAUAACAUCCAGCGACUCGGAUUAUCGUUUAAUCCCGCACCUUCCGCGCCUCGCCCCACAACCGCCUGAUAACGCGCACAGAUCCCGAGACGAGCAGCGAGAACUUACACGAAUCUUUGUUAUUCAGAAGAAAACAGAAAAAGGAGCCAUGAUUUCUCACAGACGCGCUAGCAUCGGCUGCUCAAGCUAACUGAAGCGCCACUCUGGAUAUUCUUCUUCCGUUUGUCAGACUAACGUUUCUUUCUCACAUUUCAACAGUAAUAUAUAUUGUAAGUGUGAGGAGUUAAUGCUAGACGAGGGAAUUAUGGUGUAAAAUCAGUGUUUAUGCGCUUGUUGUUGACUCGCUAGGCUCAUAGCUAUUAGCGUUAGCCGUUGCUGUGUUACUCCAUCUGAAGAACAACGACUUGUCUUUAAUAAGUUUUAAUUUGUUUUACGAUAACAAAUAUACAUUCUUAUUAAUAAUAUUAUCACAACCGUGCAGGUGGUUACUGGAUAAAAUUGUAAUGAGAUUAUUUCUUUGUGUUGACAGCUUGGCAGGCGCAUGCUAACAAUGCACUAGCUCGAUAGCUCAAAUGCUUUUCAGUUAUAGCAAUAACUUGCCCUUAUGGAAUAUGUUUUGGUAAAUGUUUUUCAGAAUGUUUUUCCAUUUUGUGUCAUUAACGAUGAAAUGAGCUUGUGUUAAGAAAUGUGAACAACCUAGCUGUUCGGUUGAAGCAUUUGUACAUUUUAAGACUGGAAGAGUGAUUACGACUGGACGUUUUAAAGACUGUACACUUCUGGAUCUGGACUGAAAGGGUGGGGAAUGGUUUGAUUUGGUCUGUCUGCGGAUUUGGCUUUACACCCUUUCAAAGAUAGACCUGACACAAGAGACUCAAAGACCCCCAGGGUCCAUUAGGGUCCGUCUUUGGCAUCAGAGAGGGACACAAACAGCUGUCUCCUAUUCUUUCCUCUGGCUCUGAUGUGAGCAAUCAUGGGCACCCAGGGCAGCCCUGUGAAGAGCUAUGACUACCUGCUCAAGUUCCUUCUGGUGGGCGACAGCGAUGUGGGGAAAGGAGAGAUCCUGGACAGCCUUCAAGACGGAUCUGCUGAGUCUCCAUAUGCCUACAGCAGCGGAAUCGACUAUAAGACCACCACCAUCCUGUUGGACGGGCGGAGAGUGAAACUAGAGCUUUGGGACACUUCGGGACAAGGCAGGUUCUGCACCAUUUUCAGGUCGUACUCCAGGGGAGCGCAGGGGAUUCUGUUGGUGUACGACAUUACCAACCGCUGGUCGUUUGACGGGAUAGACCGUUGGAUCAGGGAGAUUGAUGAGCAUGCACCUGGUGUACCCCGUAUUCUUGUGGGUAACCGGCUGCACCUGGCGUUCAAGCGGCAGGUCCCCACCGAACAGGCACGGGCGUACGCAGAAAAGAACGGAAUGACGUUUUUCGAAGUGAGUCCCCUCUGCAACUUCAACGUCAUCGAGUCGUUUACAGAGCUGUCGCGCAUCGUGCUGAUGAGGCAUGGCAUGGAGAAGUUCUGGAGGCCCAACAGAGUAUUCAGUCUGCAGGACUUGUGCUGCCGUGCCAUCGUGUCCUGCACGCCUGUGCACCUAAUCGAUAAGCUCCCACUUCCCGUGGCCAUCAAGAGCCAUCUGAAGUCAUUCUCCAUGGCGAACGGCAUGAACGCCGUCAUGAUGCACGGACGCUCCUACUCGCUAGCCAACGCUGCCGGAGGCAGCAAAGGCAACAGCCUCAAACGCUCGAAAUCCAUCCGGCCGCCUCAAAGCCCGCCACAGAACUGCACCAGGAACAACUGUAAGAUCUCCUAGCCUCCGGGCACAGGGGGCGGGGCCACCCCCGCCCCAGCUUCCCUUAUAUAACACUCAGGUGCACACGGACAAACACAAGGAAACCGUCACGGGCUGGGCCGAUGACACAACAGAGGUGUGGCACCUCCCGGUGUGGGAGAGCAGGAUGUGAACAAACACUUCCUGCCGCUACAGACGGCUACAUCUCUCCUCUCACGUUGCUGCAGUACAGUUGAUUCCUCACUCACAAACGCUUCAUCAGACUCUGGUUUCGUUGCAGUAACAAUCAGCAGCAUGUUUCCUACUGCGCUAGCGCCCUCUGCUGGAGAAUUCGUGCAGCUCAAACCCUGCGUUGGCUGAGAGGCUUGCUUUGAAGUUGUUUUAUGGGCUUAUAUUACGCUUUGGUUGUGUUCUCAUUUGCUCAUUCUCAUUAUCCUCUGUGCUCUGCAUACGGUGUUCCUCUUUUUUGCUCUUUGCAAAAACUGAAGUACCUCAGUCACAUGGUCUUGCAUGCUUACCAACGGUGAGAGGGCUGAUGCGAAAUGACUUGUAGUGCUUACAUAUGAACUGAUGUAUUAAAAAUGUGAUUUGCACUGCAAAUUGGUGGUCUUUUGAAUUUGCUGGUCGUUUGCACAAUGACUUAAUCAACAGAGUUGACUGUGGGACCACUAGGUUGAGAGCGGCGGCACAAGCUUCAGUUUCUCCGAAGAUCCAGAAAAUGUUUGAUGAAAUGCUCCUUGUUGGGUCAGAACUGUCUUCUCCAUAAACACGGAUUACAGGAAGUUUCUCCUCAGGGGACAGUAUUGGCAAAGGGUUUUUUUUGGUCUUUGUUUACUCUCAGCCUCACUUCCUCUGAUUUGCUUUUUCCUGCAUGUCCUGUGGGAUUAUUUGUCAUAUUUACAAUAGUUUAACCUUAUACUGUAAUUACCACAACUGCCUUGCAGCCUGAUUUUUCUCACUCGAACCCUGCAUUUCAGUACUUUCACAUACUUUCUGUCGCUUUCCCGGCUAAAACGCGCGAUGAUUUCAAAGUCCAUGUGUUCUGCCAGUUUUCAGUGUUGUAGCAUGAGUUCAAAAGUCAGGUCUUUGCUCGAAGCCCUUUUAAUCUGCACAUACAGCAUGGUUUCUCUAUAGAUAUAUGUCAGAAUGAAGGAUAAUAAAGCCGUUCAAGCUUGCUUUUCAAAUAUCAAGCACAAAUGAAUCAGUGCUGCUUCUCAAACCGCGUCAGAAGCGGCAGUGCGUUUCUUCCAGAUCUGAUGAGCCGUAGUUGUUGAAUAAUAGAUGCUUUUCAUUUCAUCAAACCUCCCAACAGUCUUUUCCCUCGCUCUCUUUCUUU
Labeo rohita (rohu) is the source of this 3247-nucleotide messenger RNA. RefSeq names its product RAB40c, member RAS oncogene family (gene rab40c). Lineage: Eukaryota; Metazoa; Chordata; Actinopteri; Cypriniformes; Cyprinidae. Gene Ontology annotation, cellular component: synaptic vesicle; plasma membrane; endosome. The coding region runs from base 1093 to 1932 and encodes 279 amino acids. The transcript has 6 exons. Gene Ontology annotation, biological process: protein localization to plasma membrane; intracellular signal transduction. The record is from RefSeq and is a predicted model, not a curated record. Gene Ontology annotation, molecular function: GTP binding; GTPase activity.